UCUACACGCCCUCUGUCAUCAUCCUGACAAUAAAUUCUCUGUUGCGCGCCUCAAACCACACCCUCGCUUUCUCAGAAUGAGCUGAGCGCCUCAUACUCGGAGUCGAGUUCUAACUUGUCUCAUUGCUGCUGCUUCUUCUUCUUCCACCGGGCGCCUGUGUCCGUGACUAUGUGCACAGCAGAGGAUGGCGGAAGCCCACGCGCUUGAGGAGCUCCACACGGAGCUCACCUGUCCGGUGUGUCUGGAGCUGUUCCAAGACCCGGUGAUCCUCGAGUGCGGACACCACUUCUGCAAGGUGUGCAUCGUCCAGUGCUGGGAAGCCAAAUCCGACGAGUUCUCCAACUGUCCCAAGUGCAGGAAGUCGUGCACGCGCAAGCUUCGACCCAACUCGCUGCUGUGCAACGUAGUGGAGAGCGUGCGCAGAGCCCGCUCCACGGACGCGGCUCCGUGGACGCCCGGGGAGGAUCGGGAAGGGGCGCCGGACAUGCAGGAGGAACGGAGAGCCGGGUCCAGCCUCAGCAGUGAGGUGUCGUCCAUCGGACACUGGCUGGUGAUGGACAUGUGUGAGGAGCACGAGGAGAAGCUGAAGCUGUACUGCGAGGACGACCAGCUGCCCAUCUGCCUGGUGUGCGGGAUGAGCCGAGACCACAAGACCCAUAAUGUAAUCCCUAUCACAGAGGCCUUUGAGAACUACAGGGACAAGCUGACCACGGCUUUGGAAAGAGUUCAGCUGCAAACGGAGGACGCCACCCGCUUCCAGAGACAGACCAAUGAGAAGAUCCUCCUCAUUAAGGAAAGAGCUGGGGACCUGGAGGAAAUGGUCAGCGCGGAGUUUGUUCGUCUGAAGGAGUUCCUGCUCGAGGAAGAGGAGCGCAUCAAGGAGAAACUGCAGAGGGAGAAAUCAGAGAAGCUCAGUCAGUUGGAGGAGGCCCUCACCAAGGCCACCGAGCAAAUUAGCCAGCUGGAAAACACGGCUGAAAAACUUCGCCUUAAACUACGGGAGGAGGAAAAUCCAGAGCAGCUCAAGGGAAUCAAAGACUUCAUCGGAGUCACUGAGAGCUUGUUUGAGCGCCCCGUUGAGGUUGGCGUUGACCUGCAGUCAGGAGAGUUUCUGGGACCUUUGCAGUACAGAAUCUGGAGGAAAAUAACUUCACUUUUUCAGCCAAUCAUUGCCCAGGUGACCCUUGACCCGAACACAGCCUACCCCUGCUUGUGGGUGUCUCCCUGUCGCACCAGUGUCCACGUGGGAAAAAUCCAGUCCAACCUGCCCAAUAACCCCGAACGCUUCACGCGCUACAACAUCGUCCUGGGCUCUGAAGCCUUCUCCUCUGGCAGACACUACUGGGAGGUGGAGGUGGGCUGCAAGACGGCGUGGGGCCUUGGGGUGGCCAACGCCUCCGUCAACAGGAAGGAGGAGAUCAGCCUCUGUCCUCAGGAUGGUUUCUGGACUCUGGUGUUGAGGGACCGAGGCAACGGCACAAGCGAGUAUGAAGCAUGCACCGACUCGGACGACUGCUUGAUCUACCCUUCAAAGCCCCCUCGAAGGGUGGGGGUCUACCUGGACUACGGACGAGGUGAAGUAGCUUUUUAUGAUGCUGAAGACAUGAGCCAUCUUUUCACUUUCUCCGAUGCAAAAUUCAAAGAGCCUGUUUUCCCGUACUUCAACCCCUGGCCUAUCAUCAAUGGAAGAAACCAGGAGCCGCUCACUGUAGUCACACCACUCUGUGGGACUAACACUCCACUUCAUCCGGUCAUCCAGGAUUGAGGUUCAGCCUGAAUGGACUUUAACAUCCACAAUUUGAUUUACUUGCAAUUUCAGGCUACAAGUUGAACCUGAAGGAAACCUAAAAUGGAAGCACUUUAAGAGCUUGGAAUGAAUAGUGGAAGGUUCAAAGAAAACUCAGCCAUUUAGACCAAAAAUAUAUUUGAUCUUGGUUUGUUUCCUCCUAUUUUUGAUGAAUGUUGGUAUAAUCGAACUCAGUUUUUCCUGACAAUAUAUCGGACAUUUCUUUUCACAUCCUGCUGAAUCUUGCUGCAUCUUCUUUGGAAUCUGUCUGAGCUUCUGUGUGGAAAUGGUUGUUACUUUGGCUGCUUUUUGAAGAAGUGCACAUUCCCAAACAAAGAGGUUCAAAAUGAACUUUGUACUAAAAAUAUAAUAAAGCAAUGGUGGAGAAAAUCCACUAGAGUGAAGCCAAACCACUGACACAAUCAUACACUACAAGACAUUGUUAUACACUUGUUCAGCCUCUUAAGGGCUUGAUGGUGUUUCCUACGGUGAGGAAUUUAUCUUUUUAAAAGAUUUUAAAUAUUUUUAAACAAAAACAGGAAAAAACAUAGGAUUAUUGCCUGAAGAUUUUACUUUUUGGCAGUUUUUUUUAAUUAAAAGAAGUAAUGAUUUAAAGGAUUGUUCCAAUGUGUUUGAAUAUUCUAACAUUUCAAUCUUUCUGUGAUUUUCUACAGCUGUAGUAGUCAGUCCCUAAUCUUUAUUUUUUUUAGUAUCCCAGUUGUAAUGACGGUAAAGUGAGACAUAAACUCCAACUUUCAGGUGAUUUUGGAACCUUUAAAACUCAAUAAAGACUCCAACCUGACACACAU
This is a messenger RNA of Oryzias melastigma (Indian medaka), 2595 nucleotides long. Its product is annotated as zinc-binding protein A33. NCBI's taxonomy places the organism in Eukaryota, Metazoa, Chordata, Actinopteri, Beloniformes, Adrianichthyidae. The transcript has 6 exons. The record is from RefSeq and is a predicted model, not a curated record. The coding region runs from base 185 to 1765 and encodes 526 amino acids. Gene Ontology annotation, molecular function: zinc ion binding; protein binding.